AUGAGUUCCACAGAAACCUUCAACCUCAAUUCCCUUGCUACUCCACAGACGAUGCAUCCCGGUCCACUCAUGGAGACCUUGAUAGCAUGUGCAAAUGUGCCCGAUGCCACCAGCUCACAGCGGCUGGCUGCACUUGCUCAGUCCAACAACCCUUGCUUCUGGGACUCCAAAAUCCGAAGUGAACAAUGGUUUGACAACAAAGGUCUGUGUUUCAGCAUCCUAUUCCCAGCGAUGCUGGUGCUCAAUGGGAAACACUCUCGCAUCGACCCAUACUUUACGCUGCCAACUUUGAGACAGCCUGAGAUCAAGGAUGUCCAUACUCAAGAAGGUGGCAAACACUUUGAUGUAUAUUUGUCACCUGACGGGCAACAUGAAGACAAGUGUGAGGUUAUUCAAUUCAUGUGGAAUGGGGGCAGCUCUGGCACUGAUCCACUGCAUUUUGUGGUGCAUACCGAGCCUCUGUUUCCGGAGGCAGCAGUGUCCAUGCAGGAGGUUGUCCCAGAGUUUUCCUUGGAGGAUUUUGAGAACACCAACGUGACAUUUACAGGAGAUGUUCUCAAGCAGCAGUUCUCAGGUAAGAAGGAGAAAGCUUCAGCCUGCAGUUUUGCAGUUGGUAAAGGCAAGUGCUGUGUCGUGUCUUGGGAGUGUAUGCUGAUGGGAGCAGAGGUUGAUGGCUGGACCAUUAAGGGGAUGCCAGAUCCACAAGGUCAUUUUAAGACCGUUGAAGGUACAACAAUUCAGAUGGGUUUCUGGACCAGGCUCAAGGCUCAGAGGAGAGGAAAUGUCAUAAAAACUGCUGAAGACUUAGACUCAUACUGGUAA
This is a messenger RNA of Suillus discolor, 822 nucleotides long. RefSeq lists its product as uncharacterized. NCBI's taxonomy places the organism in Eukaryota, Fungi, Basidiomycota, Agaricomycetes, Boletales, Suillaceae. The record is from RefSeq and is a predicted model, not a curated record. The transcript has 7 exons. Bases 1 to 822 code for a protein of 273 amino acids.